GUCAAACAGGUAAUCACAUUGCAGAAUUCACUGUUCGCGAGAUGCUUGAUUUUGCUGCGAGAUGUCAAGGCGCAGGUGAAGGAUUUGCAGGUUACAUGAAAGAUCUAACCCGAUUAGAGAAAGAGAGGGGUAUACGUCCUUCUCCUGAGAUUGAUCGAAAUGAAGGCCAGUAUCAUAUAGCUCCUAAUGCUGCUUCUGUCAGUGGUGAAAAGCAUAGUGUUUCCACAGCUUAUGUGCUUAGAGUUCUUGGUCUUGAUAUGCUUCAGCUAGAUUUGUCUUGUGUCGCAAGGAAUCCAGAGUCGAGGCCAAAGAUGGAGGAGGUUGCGAGGAUAAUUGAAGAUGUGAGGAGAUGUGAUCAGUCGCAGCAAAACAUAACAUCCUCAGAGUCUACUUACAAUGUCUCUGAAUGAUUUUUCAUUUCGAUCAAAAGUUUCUUCGAUCAAUUCUACUUCAGUCUUAUUGAAUGGUGUUACUUUGUAUCAUAGUUCAGUGCGUUUAAUCAAAUUCUCCUCCAGUGAAUUUUUUUCUCUUUGAAUUUUUGUUAAUAAUAAUUUCGCUUUCUU
Messenger RNA from Arabidopsis arenosa, 563 nucleotides. Lineage: Eukaryota; Viridiplantae; Streptophyta; Magnoliopsida; Brassicales; Brassicaceae. The record is from the annotation of a GenBank genome assembly.